AUGGCCGAAGACGAUAACUUUGAUCUGGACAUCUACGGAGAUGGAGGCUACAAUGGGCAGGAAGAGCCAGAACUGAUUCUCGAUGCCCCCGAGACUAAUGGCCACGAGGGAGGGCAAGGUAAUGAUAAUGCACAGGCAGCAAACGGACAAGCCGCAACACCGCAGCAAGACUCCACCUCUCACAACCAGCCCACACAACAGCAAACCCAGCCACAACAACAGCAACAACAACAAGGCCUGAAGCGCAAGGACAUGAAUUCAUCGGGCUCAGGAGAUCGCCCAGUAGACCCAGAUGCUACUACCGCGCUUUUUGUGUCGGAGCUGUUCUGGUGGACCACCGAUGACGAAAUCCGUAGCUGGGUGCAGGAAGCUGGUGCUGAAAACGACUUGAAGGAUGUUACUUUUAGCGAGCACAAGGUGAACGGAAAGAGCAAGAGCCAAGCUUUUGUCGAAUUUACCACUCCGCAGGGCGCCACCGCAGUAAAGCACCUCAUUGAGCACUACGCCAACAGCGGUCAACCCGGUCGCAAACACAGCGCCAACUACACCAGCCCUCAUCAGAACCCCUUCCGUACCCUCCCCAAGGACGCCCCAGCCCGCAAAGACGAUCGCAACAACCGACAGUUCAACCAGACGGGUAACCAAAACUACGGCAUGAACAACAACAUGGGCGGUGGUGGCGGAGGCUUCCGUGGACGUGGCGGAUUCAACAAUCGAGGCGGAAUGGGUUACAAUAAUAACCGCAACUUCUCUAGUGGCAUGGGAGGCGGCGGCUUCCAGGGCGGCGCCGGUGGCGGUCCCAUGGGUGGAGCAGGAUUCCAGAAUCCGAUGGGCGGCAUGAAUAACUACGGAGGUUUCAACAAUCGCGGAGGAAACAUGAUGGGCGGCGGCAUGCGCGGUGGUCCUAACAUGCGCGGCGGACGCGGUGGUGCUGGCAACAUGGGCGCUGCUCCUAAUAUGAUGGGCAUGGGCAUGGCUCCGAUGGGAGGGAUGGGGAUGAAUCCGGCCAUGGCAGGCAAUAUGAACCCCAUGAUGGGUAAUAUGGGCAUGGGCUUUCAAGGCGGAAACUUCAACCCCAACUUUGGCGGCGGCUUUCAGGGCAACCAGCAAAUGGGCGGUGGUGACCAAGGAGCAUGGAAUCCACAUGGAGCAAAGAGGACGCGACAGGAGUAG
Messenger RNA from Talaromyces rugulosus, 1173 nucleotides. RefSeq lists its product as uncharacterized. Gene Ontology annotation, biological process: mRNA alternative polyadenylation. The record is from RefSeq and is a predicted model, not a curated record. Lineage: Eukaryota; Fungi; Ascomycota; Eurotiomycetes; Eurotiales; Trichocomaceae. The transcript is spliced from 3 exons. Bases 1 to 1173 code for a protein of 390 amino acids. Gene Ontology annotation, cellular component: mRNA cleavage and polyadenylation specificity factor complex. Gene Ontology annotation, molecular function: mRNA binding.